GCUGCUGCCUGACAGCCGGUGUUUGUUAUCCAUUUUUGCGGGGGCAGCAGCGCAAGGGCAAAGCCUCGCCGCCGCCGCCGCCGCCGCCACCGCCACCGCCACCGCGGCAGUCGUCAUGUCUUCCUCCGUCCUGCUUACCUCUAGGGCUAAUCACUCGCCGGCGCCUCCGUCGCAAGCCCGCCGGGUGUCACAACCGCUCGUCUCCUUCCCCUUGCGCCGCACCCGCUUCGUCGGCCUCCGCCUCUGCCUCGCGCGCGCAGCCGCCGAUUCGCAGGGGCCCAACGGCGCCGCUCCUGGCCCUGAUGGGAACGGAGAGGCCAAGCCAGCCAAUGGCGCCGACACCACCCUGGUACGGCCGAAGAAUCGGAGGGACAUACUCCUGGAAUAUGUUAAAAACGUCCAGCCAGAGUUUAUGGAGCUCUUCAUAAAAAGAGCUCCACCACAGGUUGUUGAUGCCAUGCGCCACACAGUGACUAAUAUGAUUGGGACUCUGCCACCUCAAUUUUUCGCUGUAACUGUCACAACGGUUGCUGAAAAUCUGGCUCAGCUUAUGUACAGUGUCCUGAUGACCGGAUACAUGUUUAGGAAUGCACAGUAUCGUCUGGAAUUGCAGCAGAGUUUGGAGCAGAUUGCCCUUCCAGAACCAAAAGAAGAAAAGGAUUCUGCAGAAUACGCUCCUGGAACCCAGAAAAAAGUAACUGGUGAAGUUAUCCGAUGGAACAAAACCACUGGUCCUGAGAAAAUAGAUGCAGUAAAAUAUAUAGAACUUCUUGAAGCAGAAAUUGAUGAGCUCAGCCGUCAAGUUGCUAGAAAAUCAUCUCAAGGAAGCAAUGAACUCCUGGAAUAUUUGAAAACUCUAGAACCUCAAAAUCUAAAGGAGCUGGCAAGUAGUGCUGGUGAGGAUGUUGUUUUUGCUAUGAAUGCAUUCAUAAAGCGCCUAUUGGCUGUCUCAGAUCCUGCACAGAUGAAGACAACGGUUUCGGAAACAAGUGCUAAUCAGCUAGGCAACUUGAUGUUUUGGUUGAUGAUUGUUGGCUACAGCAUCCGCAAUAUUGAGGUGCGGUUCGACAUGGAAAGAGUACUGGGUGCUGCCCCCAAAAUAGGCGAACUGCCACCUGGAGAAAACAUAUAGGCUUACGCGGGGGUGGGUGGGCCCGGGGGGGGGGGGGGGGGAUGGGAUGGUUAAUCGAAAUUCAUCUGCAGAAAACGGUGUGGAAUGGAUGAGAAGUAGCAUUUGUGCAAAGGCACCCAUCCACAUUUUGGUAACUAAAGAUUGUGAUGCAUAGAAACAAUAGAAUGGGACCUGAAGCAGAAGUUUUGCAACUUGGCUGUUGAUACAACCGCCGCAGGAUAUUGCUCAUGUUGUUGUAUACCUAGUUCAUCAAUUAGAUCGAGUCUCUUAUUGAAUUGGAGAUAUAGAAAUAUAUCCACCCCUUACCUCUAGUAAUUUGUCUCGAGUCUUUAAGAACAUAUAUACCUGAUUUAAAAUAGUUCAUCAAUUAGAUUGAGUCUCUUAUUGAAUCGGAGAUAUAGAAAAUAUCCACCCCUUACCUCUAGUAAUUUGUCUCGAGUCUUUAAGAACAUUUAUACCUGAUUUAAAAUAAACAAUGUUCUUGUCAUCUCAUCUGUUGCACAUG
This is a messenger RNA of Oryza brachyantha (malo sina), 1637 nucleotides long. RefSeq lists its product as uncharacterized. The coding region runs from base 116 to 1132 and encodes 338 amino acids. The record is from RefSeq and is a predicted model, not a curated record. NCBI's taxonomy places the organism in Eukaryota, Viridiplantae, Streptophyta, Magnoliopsida, Poales, Poaceae. The transcript has 7 exons.